CAUUCCAUCGACGUCGGCGAAGAUGGCCUAGUCUUCUCCCCAAAUUCCACCACCGCUGCUGUCGGUGACACUGUCACAUUUCACUUCUACCCUCGCGCUCACGGUGUAGCUCGUAGUAGCUACUCCAGUCCUUGCGCGGCCAUGGACAAUGGUUUCAAUUCUGGUUUCGUCAAAGUGGCCAGUGGAGAGUCCAAUACGACUUUCACCAUCACCGUCAACAAUACCGAUCCGAUUUGGUAUUAUUGUCCUCAAGGUGAUCAUUGCCAGGCUGGUAUGGUUGGUGUGAUUAAU
Molecule: messenger RNA, 291 nt
Organism: Aureobasidium pullulans EXF-150
Lineage: Eukaryota; Fungi; Ascomycota; Dothideomycetes; Dothideales; Saccotheciaceae
Product: Cupredoxin
Exons: 1
Molecular function (GO): copper ion binding; electron transfer activity
Source: RefSeq, a predicted model, not a curated record